CCCGUUUUCCAAAGAAGCAGCCGGUCCCCUCCCUGUCAGUGGUUUCUCCAUCCCUUCACGGACAUAUUUUAGCCGUCCGUCUGUCCGUCUGUUCCUCUCCUCCUCCCCUUGGUGCCCCCGGACGAAGAAAGAGAGAGGUAGAGAGAGAGCGGUAGAGAGAGAGAGAGAGGUAGAGAGAGAGAGAGAGGACGCUGUGCCAGGACGUUUUGGGCUUAACGGUGCGGGCGAAGGUAGACUUUUCGGGGUGGGGAUGGUGAGGGGCUUUCUCGGCACUGCUGCAUCUCGAACAGCCGGACCAAGGACAUGAGAGGGUGUAAGACGGCGGGGAAGCGGGCGUCGUACCCUUGUCUUUGACGACGACCGUCCGUGUGUCCCUCUCUCGGCUCCUGGAUGGCCGCGCAGGUGACGGAGAGAAGAUGAUGGUCUGCAACGAAGGAGGAUGUUAUUGAAUUCGCUUGGAGAGCACUCGGCCACCAUGACAGCGACAUUUCAAAAGAAAACGGUAUUUCUCAUUUUCUUCCGUACUCGAGAUUGUGUACUCUGAGAGAGAGAAAGAGAGAGAAAAAAGACGCAUUAUUAGCAAAUGUCAGUUUUCCUCAUUGGCUCGAGGCUCGUCGGAGCGCACUGGUGAAACAAAUGCGAGGUGGCGGGAGCCACAUUAUUGCCAACACCGUGGCAAACAUUGCGGAUGUUUCUAAAUAAAUAAAUUACAUGGCUUUCCCCUUUUUUCCCAAUGCCCUUUUUUGGUUGAGUUGAACGUCGCGGACGGGCAUCACUAAAGGCCGACAAUUAUUUUUGAUUUAUUGUCGACAGACUCAUUUAUCGGGGCCUGUGUGAUAUCAGAAGGCAUCUGGAGAGUCAAUAAUUGCUGUCAUAAGAGUAAAUAAAUAAAUGGUGCCGACGGGGUGCAGGAGGCUGCGGCGGGCUCUGAUGCAGCCAUGAACCCACGGAGAACAUGAAACAUUCAUGUUAACGCGCUACAUUCUCCCCAUGGUUCCACGUCGGUGGGGCGAUUCCUGCUUCACACUGACAUAAGAACCGCCCGAGAAGGAGACACCCUACAGUACCAAACCCCACAGUGCAACCAGCAAGCCAGUCGACCAACACAUUCUUUUUUUUUGUUGGUCUUCACACCCACAAUUGGCUGCUGGCAGAGACGCGCAGGAAAGGAGACGUUCGGCUACAUGGGCGUCCACGGCUGCUGAAACAACAAGACAACCCGUUUUGGCAUAUGAGACGUUCCGAUCCAAAUGGGAUGUAAUGUUGUGUGGCUGCACAGCUGAGCAUUGGUCUCCUUCUCCGCUGCUUCGUGAAGAUUGGCUUUCGGUGUCCAGAGAAUGGCGCGGUUCGAAAACGAGGUGCAGUCAAGGUACGGCGGCGGGCCCGGCCCAGGUGGUCCGGGCGGCCGAGGUGGCAGCAGACAAGGGGGACCCCACGGUCACGGCCAUGGCCACGGACACGGUCCACCCGGAGGGCCAGGCACCCAGAGAAUGUACAAGCAGUCUAUGGCGCAGAGAGCCCGGACCAUGGCGCUCUACAACCCCAUCCCCGUGCGCCAGAACUGCUUCACCGUCAACCGCUCGCUGUUCAUUUUCAGCGAGGACAACUUCGUCAGAAAAUACGCCAAAAAGAUCACCGAAUGGCCUCCAUUUGAGUGGAUGAUUCUCGCCACCAUCAUUGCCAACUGCAUCGUCUUGGCUCUGGAACAACAUUUGCCUGAUGGGGACAAGACACCGCUCUCUGAGCGCCUGGAUGAUACAGAGCCGUACUUCAUAGGGAUCUUCUGUUUUGAGUCAGGAAUAAAGAUUCUGGCGCUAGGUUUUGCCUUCCACAAGAACUCCUACCUGAGGAAUGGAUGGAACGUCAUGGACUUCGUGGUGGUGCUCACAGGGAUCCUGUCCACUGUGGGAUCAGAUUUCGACUUGCGGACCCUCAGGGCUGUGCGAGUACUGAGGCCCCUCAAACUGGUUUCCGGUAUUCCCAGCUUACAGGUGGUGCUCAAAUCCAUCAUGAAGGCCAUGAUUCCUCUGCUGCAAAUUGGCCUGCUUCUUUUCUUUGCCAUCCUCAUGUUUGCCAUCAUCGGUCUGGAGUUCUACAUGGGGAAAUUCCACACCACCUGCUUUGACAAUCACACAGGGGAGAUCCGAGAAGAGUUUCCAUGCGGGACGGAGCCCCCGUCGCGGCUGUGUCCCGAGGGCACAAUGUGCAGACAGUACUGGCUGGGACCCAACUACGGCAUCACACAGUUUGACAACAUCCUGUUUGCCAUCCUCACCGUCUUCCAGUGUAUCACCAUGGAGGGCUGGACGGACCUGCUCUACUACAGCAACGACGCCUCAGGGAGUGCAUGGAACUGGAUGUACUUCAUCCCUCUCAUCAUCAUUGGCUCCUUCUUCAUGCUCAACCUGGUGCUGGGUGUUUUGUCAGGGGAGUUUGCCAAAGAGAGGGAGCGUGUGGAGAACAGAAGCGAGUUCAUGAAGCUCAGAAGACAGCAGCAGAUCGAAAGGGAACUCAAUGGUUAUCUGGAGUGGAUCUGCAAAGCCGAAGAGGUCAUCUUGGCGGAUGAUGACAAUGAAAACGAAUACGAUGGCUCCCGUAGAAGAGCCACAAAGAACCAUAAGAGCAAAGCUGAGCUGCUGAACCCAGAGGAAGGAGAGGGAGACCUGGCAGUCGGGUCACCCUUCGCCCGCGCCAGCUUGAAAAGCUCCAAGCUCGAAGGAUCAGAUUUCAAGCGGCGGGAGCGCCGGCUACGCUUCCUGAUCCGCCACGUGGUCAAGUCCCAGGCCUUCUACUGGGGCGUGCUGUGUCUGGUGGGCCUGAACACCCUGUGUGUGGCUGUAGUGCACUACGACCAGCCAGAUCCACUGUCAGAUUUUCUAUAUUUUGCUGAAUUAAUCUUCCUGGGGAUAUUUUUGACGGAGAUGAUGGUGAAGAUGUAUGGCCUGGGGAAACAGGCCUAUCUCACCUCCUCAUUCAACUGCUUCGACUGCAUUGUGAUAUGUGGCAGUAUAUUUGAAGUGCUGUGGUCCAUCAUCCAGCCGGGCACAUCGUUCGGCAUCAGUGUGCUACGAGCUCUCAGGUUAUUGAGGAUUUUCAAAGUCACAAAGUACUGGGCAUCUUUGCGUAACCUCGUCGUCUCUCUGCUUAACUCCAUGAAGUCCAUCAUCAGCUUGCUCUUUCUGCUCUUCCUCUUCAUAGUUGUCUUUGCUCUCCUGGGCAUGCAGCUCUUCGGAGGACAGUUUAAUUUUGAAACAGGGACCCCUUCAACCAACUUCGAUACUUUCCCUGCAGCAAUAAUGACAGUAUUCCAGAUCCUGACUGGCGAGGACUGGAAUGUGGUGAUGUACGAUGGCAUCAAGUCUCAGGGCGGAGUCAACAAGGGAAUGGCCUUCAGUGUCUUCUUUAUCGUCCUCACACUUUUUGGCAACUACACUCUGCUGAAUGUGUUCUUGGCCAUCGCUGUGGAUAAUUUAGCCAACGCACAGGAGCUGACCAAGGAUGAACAGGAGGAAGAGGAGGCUGCCAGUCAGAAGAUCGCCCUGCAGAAAGCCAAGGAGGUGGCUGAAGUCAGCCCGCUGUCUGCCGCCAACCUUUCCAUUGCAGCCAACAAAGUACACACUGAGUGUCACAACGCUACCGACCCCUUUCUGGACUGUAAGGAGCAGCAGAAAAAUAACAAGGGGAUCAACAAGUCAGUGUGGGAACAGCGCACCAAGGAGCUGAGGAGGCAGACCAUAGUGUCCAGCCGCGAGGCCCUCUAUAACGAGCUGGACCCCGACGAGCGUUGGAAGGCAAGGACGGGGAGGGAGGAGCAAAACAAUGUGAACCACUCCCGCAACGUCCGUCCAGACAUGAAGACCCACCUCGAUCGCCCUUUGGUGGUCGACCCUCUUGAGAACCGCAACAACAAUACCAACAAGACCACCGCAAACAACUCCGACCUCUGCUUCAGCCAGCAGCGUCCCGCCGAAGAGCUCCACAGACAAACCUGCCUGCACGAACAGAGUGGCCCGGCGGGAGGUGGCGGCGGAGGAGGCUCAGCUCUGGUCAGGCCUCCCCUGGCUCGCGGCGAAUCCACCGAGAGUAGGCGGAGCCGCAAAGGCGAGCACCACCACCACCACCACGGCUCUCACGUCCGAUUGGAUGCCACGGUGAUUCCCGGGCCGGGCUCGGAGGAGAGACCCUCCAGGCGCCACCACCACGCCCGCAGCGGCAGUCGAGGCGCCGGGCAGGCGGAGCACCGGAAGCCCAGGUCACACCGCAAGAGUGCUGAGGACGGUGUGGAUGGCGAGGGACGGGCCGGGAAAACGGGGAGGCACAGGAACAAGGGGGUCGACGGAGCUGGAGAAGGAGGAGAGCAGGAGGGAGCUGGGGAUGGCAGUGAGAGGAGGCCGAGGAGAAAUCGCCAUGGAAACCAAACGGACGGCGAGGGGAAAAGGAUGUGCCAGCACAGAAGGAAGGAGUGCAGCGUCCCCAACCUCUCCACCACGCGGCCCAUUCAAAAAAGCCUCUCCAGGCAGGACAGCCAGUACAGCGAGGAUCUGGACAACCUCAUGAACACCAAACUGGUCUCUGGCUCCACCCCACCCGGCGAAGGUCACCCCAAUUUAGUUGCCCACCACAUUGUGGCCCCGGGCUUCGGGUCUGCCCUCCAUCUUGCUAACAGCAGCGCUCACGGGAGUCUGGUCACGUUGGAUAGCUACGGGAGCAUCGCCCAUCACCGCACCAACAGCGUCCUCAGGCUGCACCACCCCGACUACACGGCUUUGGACAUGCCGAUUUUUCCUUCCACCAAUGCCAUACUGCAGGUCAAUAAGAAUGCUAACACAGAGCCGCUGCCAGCAAAGGAGGAUAAGGACGACGACGAUGAUGAGAAGGGGGCAGAAGGCGGACGCAAGCCGAUGCCUCCCUUCAGCUCCAUGUUCAUCCUCUCCACCACCAACCCGUUCCGGAGGGCGUGUCACUACAUCUGCACCCUACGAUACUUUGAGAUGUGUAUCCUGCUGGUCAUUGCCAUGAGCAGUAUUGCCCUGGCAGCUGAAGACCCCGUGUGGCCCGAAUCCCCUCGCAACAACGUUCUGCGUUAUUUUGACUAUGUCUUCACUGGUGUGUUCACGUUUGAGAUGCUGAUAAAGAUGGUGGAUCUAGGGCUCGUCUUGCACCAGGGCUCUUACUUCCGGGACUUGUGGAACAUCCUUGACUUUAUAGUGGUUAGUGGUGCUCUGGUGGCCUUCGCCUUCACGGGUAGCAGUAAAGGAAAAGACAUCAGCACUAUCAAGUCUCUGAGGGUGCUGAGAGUGUUGCGACCUCUGAAGACCAUUAAACGUCUUCCUAAACUCAAGGCCGUCUUUGACUGUGUGGUGAACUCUCUGAAGAAUGUGCUCAACAUCCUGAUAGUCUACUUACUCUUCAUGUUCAUCUUUGCUGUGGUGGCUGUGCAGCUGUUCAAGGGACGCUUCUUUUACUGCACUGAUGAAUCCAAAGAGUUUGAGCGCGAUUGCAGAGGCGAAUAUCUGGUGUAUGAACGUGAUAACGAAGUGAAGGCGCAGAAGCGGGAGUGGAAGAAGUACGAUUUCCACUACGACAACGUGGCUUGGGCCCUCCUCACCCUCUUCACCGUUUCUACCGGAGAGGGGUGGCCGCAGGUACUGAAGCAUUCAGUGGAUGCGACUUAUGAGAACCAGGGCCCGAGCCCGGGGUACCGGAUGGAAAUGUCCAUCUUUUACGUGGUGUACUUCGUGGUCUUCCCCUUCUUCUUCGUCAACAUCUUCGUGGCUCUCAUCAUCAUCACCUUCCAAGAGCAAGGAGACAAGAUGAUGGAGGACUACAGCUUAGAAAAGAACGAGAGAGCCUGCAUAGACUUUGCCAUUAACGCCAGACCUCUGACCCGCCACAUGCCUCAGAACAAGCUGAGCUUUCAAUACCGAAUGUGGGAGUUUGUGGUUUCGCCGCCAUUUGAGUACACUAUCAUGGCGAUGAUCGCGCUCAACACGGUCGUGCUGAUGAUGAAGUAUGACGGAGCUUCGGAAACCUAUGAAGCUGUUUUAGCCAACCUGAACAUCGUGUUUACCUCCCUCUUCUCCAUGGAGUGUGUACUCAAGAUCAUUGCCUUUGGAGUGCUGAAUUAUUUCAAAGAUGCCUGGAAUAUUUUUGACUGUGUCACAGUUCUGGGCAGUAUUACUGACAUCUUGGUUACAGAGCUUGGGAAUAAUUUCAUCAACCUAAGUUUCCUGAGGCUGUUCAGGGCAGCUCGUCUCAUCAAGCUGCUGAGGCAGGGAGAAACCAUCCGUAUCUUGCUCUGGACCUUCGUACAGUCCUUCAAGGCACUGCCAUAUGUCUGCCUGCUCAUUGCCAUGCUGUUCUUCAUUUACGCCAUCAUCGGCAUGCAGCUGUUUGGGAAUAUCGCUAUUGAAGAAGACGGAGAGAGCGCCAUCAACCAGCACAACAACUUCAGGACCUUCGUAAUGGCUCUCAUGCUGCUCUUCAGGAGUGCAACAGGAGAGUCGUGGCACGAGAUAAUGCUUUCGUGUCUGGGGAGCAAAGGGUGUGACCCUCUGUCGGGGAAUAACGAGCCAGAGUGUGGGAGCCAGUUUGCCUACCUCUACUUUGUCUCCUUUAUCUUCUUCUGUUCAUUUUUGAUGCUGAAUCUGUUUGUAGCCGUCAUCAUGGACAACUUUGAGUACCUAACUAGAGAUUCUUCCAUACUGGGACCUCACCACCUGGAUGAGUAUGUCAGGAUAUGGGCCGAGUAUGAUCCUGCUGCCUGUGGCAGGAUCAGUUGCAGGGAAAUGUAUGACAUGCUGAGGCACAUGUGUCCUCCACUGGGCCUCGGGAAGAGGUGUCCAGCACGGGUGGCCUACAAGAGACUGCUUCGUAUGGAUCUGCCCGUGGCCGACGACAACUCGGUCCACUUCAACUCCACCCUCAUGGCCUUGAUCCGCACAGCACUGGACAUCAAGAUCGCCAAGGGCGCGGAAGGUGGCAUUGACAAGCACCAGAUGGACGCAGAGCUGAGGAAAGAGAUGAUGGCGAUCUGGCCCAACCUCUCCCAGAAGACUCUGGAUUUGCUGGUCACACCACACAAGUCAGCCACAGACUUGACAGUGGGGAAAAUCUACGCCGCUAUGAUGAUCAUGGAGUACUACCGCCAGAGCAAGAUCAAGCGGUCGCAGGCCCUUCGGGAUGAGCAGAAUCGAACGCCAUUACUGUUUCAGCGCGUGGAGCCUCCUUCCCCCACCCAGGAUGGGGGACCGGGACUCAACAACGCCCUGCCUCCGCCUGAGGCCACAGAGACGGUCAACAGCCUGCCGGUGGAGGGGGGGGUCCCGGAGAGCCAGUCAUGGGUCACGGCUCGUGCCCAGGAGAUGUCCCAGAAGACUGGCAGCUGGACCCCCGAGGGACACCCUGAGGACGGCCUGGGACGCAUGAGCAACUCUCAGACGGUAGAGAUGAGAGAGAUGGGGCAAGAUGGUUACUCGGAUACUGAGCACUUUCCACCAAUGGAAGGCCAUGGCAGGGCCGCUUCCAUGCCCCGCCUCCCAGGCGACAAUCAACAGCGGAGGAAAGGGAGACAACGUGGCAGUAACCUCAGUACCAUCAAUGACAGCAGCUCCAUGAAGCGCUCGGCCUCGUCGCUGGGCCACAGCCGGUGUGGCCGGGGCCAGAGAGACCGAGGCGGUGCGGACGACUACAGCAUGGAGUGCGUGCCCGAGGAGGGGAGAACUUCCAGACACGGACACCGGCGAAAAGACCGGGGUCAUCGCGCAUCCGAAAGGUCCCUCUGUCGCUACACGGAGGCUGACACAGGCCUGGGCACAGACCUGAGCACGACCACCCAGUCGGGGGACCUCACGUCCAAAGACAAGGAUCGCGACCGAGAUCGCGGCCGGUCCAAAGACCGCAAGCACCACCACCACCAUCACCACCACCACGGCUCGGUGGACAAGGAGCGCUACGUAGCAGAGCGAGGGGCCGACUACGGACACAGGAACUCCCGCGACAGGGAGCACGAGAGGGAGCACGAGAGGGAGCACGAGAGGGAGCACGAGAGGGAGCACGAGAGGGAGUACGACAGGGAGCACGACAGGGAGAGGGACCGCCGCUGGUCAAGGUCGCCCAGCGAGGGUCGCGAGUGCAUGACGCACAGACAGGGCAGUAGUUCAGUCAGCGGAAGUCCCGUCCCCUCAACCUCGGGGACCAGUACGCCCCGACGAGGCCGUCGACAGUUGCCUCAGACCCCUGCGACGCCUCGGCCGCAUGUCACCUACUCCCCCGUGGUCCGCAAGGCCAUGCCCACACCACCUGGGGGGGCGCAGGGCCGACCCCCGGCCCCAGCCCCCCGCCGCUUUUCUCCUGAGCCUCCCCAAGGGCAGGGUCCUCCUCCGGCUGGCCCCCCGCCGAUGGCUCACCAUGGCGCGUCCCGCCAAGGUCAUCAUCCCCCAGCCCGCUGGGGGGACUCGGGUGGAGGAGGCGGCUCCGUGGAAGGCGAUGGCUGCUUCUACGAUCAGGACUACCAGGACUACGAGCCCCACCACGAACCACCUGCCUACGAGCAGAACCCCCCGCAGGGUGGCAACCCCCACCCCCAUUCUCUAGCCAACCACCCUCUGCCGCCUCCCCCACAACUACAGCCCCACAACCCCCAUCCGCCCCCUCCCCCGCAGCCGCACCCUGUCAACAACCCCCAACCCCACCCCCACCCCCACCCGCAGCCCCACCCUCAGCCCGGUCGCGUCUCAGCCAGAACUGCUGGCCAAGCGCCGCCCCCCACCACCGCCCUGACGGGGCCUUUGCCGGGCCAGAUGCAGCCCGCCGCCCAGCGCCGCUUGCCCAACGGCUACCGCUCGUCAUCGCCAUCCACGCACCCCCAUGGACCCCCGCAUACGGGGCCUCACAAGGUCCCCCCUCCAGCCGGCCACCCGAGAGGUCCCCGCAAGGGCAUGCAUGAACCCUACAGUGAGACGGAGGACGAUGACUGGUGCUAGCCUCUGGGGAAGGGGAGGGGGGGCCGGGGGGGGGUGAUGGUGGGACGCUCUGAGCCAGGGCUCUGACCGCCAUGGGGAGCCACAAAUCUUUCUUUCUUGCCUGUUGAAUAUUUUUCUCUUCCGCCAGGUGAUGCUGGGCUUAGAGGAAGAGAUGGGUUUUAGGAUGAAGGGGUGGAACAAGAAUGCAGAGGCAGGAUCUGAGGGGCGACCACCUCCGUGUUCUGCUUGCGUUGUUGUUGCAUUCAUAUCUUGAUGCCAAAUAAGACCAACUCAAACUUACAGUAUUUAAGGAUGCAAGCAGGAAGGCUGAUGGACACUGGUCGUUGUGUGUCUUAAAUUCCGCCUCUGGGCAACGAGAGGCUACAGCCACUUACAAGAUGUCAAGAGUUGCGACUCGACAAAAGACACUUUACAAGCAGAGACAAAAAAGAAAGACCACUGUUUUUUGUUGUUGUUUUUUUUGCAUCUCAAAGCUAACUUCAGUUAAGUUAGCUGCAAAAAGAAUUGAAUCCAAAUCUCCCGCCCACCAGUUGAAUAUUGAUGAGUUUUAUCAUCUGUGUUUUUAAAUAAGAACAAAAACUGUCAAUGAGCCCUCCGCCUGUAUGAGGCGAGGAGGCUGGGUGAAAGAGUUGUGGAUUGUAGCACCGGGUCGAUGAGUCAAAAUCUAGACGACAGGAUGGGUGUGUUUGGGAUGUACAACGUUGUUCCCUGCCCCCCCCCCCCUCCCCCGGAAGAAAAAAAAAACAAUGUAACCAACCUCAGCCCUGCCCUGUGAGAGAAGAAAAACAGAAACGUGGAGAUGGGGCGUCAGAAACAACAAACAAACAAACCCAUAGCUGUUUUCUGCGGCAUUUCUUCUUCUAUUCCUGCCUCUUCUUCCUCCUUCUCUUUAACUUCUUUAAAACAUUGAAGCUUGAUUCUUCUGUUGCACCCCACACAGCUUCGUUUUUUCGACUUGCGGAGUUGUACACCUUGUGGAAUCCUGCAUGAAUGAUACAAAAAAAAGAAAUAAUAAUAGCAUCAAUAAAAAUUUACUGUAUGUGGAGGGAGGGGGGGGGUAUACUAUUGGUCCUUUCUGUUGUGGUCUGCAGGGUUUCUCUCUUUUUGAUUAAAAAUUCCUUUUUGUUUCUCCCUCUCUCCCUAUGACGUUCCUCUCACUUUCCUUCAUUUACACUCAAAUCAAGUGACAGGAAGUUAUAGGCAGAUUGGUUCAUCGGCGUAAUGUUUAACUGAACUCAACGAAAUGAUUACUUUUUGCUUGCUUGUCUGAAUAUCCUGUGCGAGAUGCCUGCCACUGAUACAGCUGGAAUUGCACAUUGUUUUUGUGGAGUCAAACCUUUUGUAAUAACCGUAACGGGGAAGCAGGGUAAAAGUGAAUAGAAUAUGCGAUGUCCAUGUUGGCGAACAAGUCCUACAAACAGUUACAUCUCAAAGUCUUCCACGGUUUGGGGUUGAAACAGAGACAUCCGAGAGAAAGGAGAGAAACUCUUCAUCGUUGUUUCUUUGUUAUUGACCGUAAUGAUGGAUGAGCAGAUAAUGUGAUACCUUCUAAUGAUCAUGAUGAUCUUGAUAAUGGGACAGAUUAUCCAUUUCUUUUUGUUUGGUUUGAUAUCUGUUCUGUAUGUUUGUUUGUUUUCGGAGCUCAGCUAAUCAUUUUUCCAACCCCGGGGUGGAGCUCAAGCCCACAGUUGCAUUGUGGGAGAAUGAGUCAGCAGGUCAUGCAUGAUGCUGAGAUAAUCCCUAGCAGUCGAUAGUUCUGCCUUUCUCGUCACGGGAAUUUGGACAAUGGGGGAGUUUCAUUGUGAGUCCCCUUUAAAAAAAAAACAGCAGUUUAAACGGAUGCAUCUUCUCUCCUGCGGACGCUGAAGCAGAGUUCCACCACCGCUUGUGACCUUCCAGUGGUGCUGUACGACAAACACCGACCCUCUAGUUUUUUGUACUUCUCCUCCAACUUCACUUGUGAUCAUACGCGCACCCAAGAAAACUGCUUAGCUCAUUCUCUCACUUGUAAGCCGUUCAGGUGGGUUGGAGAAAAGAUGUCUUGGCCUUGUCAUGGUCAUGGAAAACAUCCGUGUGCAUCACUCGUGUAUAUCUUGUAUUUAUUUCCGUGUGUUACUCUUGUGUGCCUCAAUCCAACACUUACGUCACUAACGCACACCACUGUCAACCCAAACGUUAUUCUUAUCAUUUGUAUUGGUUUGGCCCGCGUUCUACUCGGAGGCCUAUCACACGUUGACCAGAGAAUGCACCGAAAAAAAAAAGGAAAAGAAAAAAAAACUGCCUAUUAGUGUCUUUCCAACAUCAGUGGAAUGUCACAGACAAGUAUUUUUUCAAAUCAGAAAGCACACCGAGUAUGUAGCUGCUGGUUGUGGUGUGUGUGUGUGUGUGUGUGUGCGUGUAAGUAUGUGUGUGUUAGUGGGGGUUCCAUGUAUGCGUGUGUGUAUGAAGUAUGUGUUAGAGAUGCAUUUUUGGUGUUUUGUUUUCAUGCUUAGUUUGCUUUCUAUUUUUUUUUUUCUCUCCAAAAAUCCUUUUGAAAUCUUUAAAAAACGUAUUAGUCAAAUCAUUGUAACAAUCUUUAAAUUUGUAAUUUUUUGUAUGUGUGCGUGAGCGUGUGUGUUGUCAGACACCCCCCUGAAUGAAACAAAGCCCCCAAAACAUUCACCAUCCAUCUUUGUGUCUAUACUGCAGUGGAAACCACUAACACGCUGAUUAACCACACAAAGUCUUCAAAAAGCAAUGUAUAGCCGCUACUGAGAAGAGAAACAAAAAAAAAAAGUUUUUUUUUUAAGUAAGAUUUAAAAAAAACAAGGAAAAAAUAUCUAGUUCCAGAAAUGCAUGUGCUAUGUGCAUGCCACACCGUGGGUUAACAGUCAUCUUCAGGACAUAAAAGAAAAAGCAGAUUAAUGAAUUCAGAGGAAUUAACAAAAAAAAAAAAGAUAUAUAGGUAGAUAGAUGUUUUUAAAAAGCAACGUUUCCUUUUUUUCUUCUAUUUUUGAAAACAAAAAAGGUUAAAAAUGACCAAAAAAAAUGUUUAAAGAAUAAAACCACAAAAGAGACUUUGGUGAGAGUUUAUUUUCGUCUGUUACAUGGGGUUGAGACACAACACAACCAUGUUUGCGACACCACAAUAGGAACUGUUUUAAAAAAUAUAUACAAGCAAAGAAAAGUAAGUACAGUUCGGGUGGUGUAUUCUUCCUUCUACUUUUUGUGGGGGUCACAGGGUGCAGGAGCCAAUUCCGAUGAUGUGCUCAUUAAAACUGGCUGUGGAACCUUUGAUCUCUCACGCACUCCCUCUCUCUCUCUCUCUCUAACUCUGUCUCUCUCACACUUUUAUCUUUAGCUGUCGCACUCUCAAGCUGUCUCACCGCUAUUUCUACAAGUGCAUUUUGUAAUUCCAAACAGAACUCUUCCUAAAGAUUAAAAUCCAGAGAGAAUGCAAACCCA
This is a messenger RNA of Pungitius pungitius (ninespine stickleback), 12428 nucleotides long. RefSeq names its product calcium channel, voltage-dependent, P/Q type, alpha 1A subunit, a (gene cacna1aa). Gene Ontology annotation, cellular component: neuronal cell body; membrane; voltage-gated calcium channel complex. Gene Ontology annotation, molecular function: calcium ion binding; high voltage-gated calcium channel activity. The coding region runs from base 1338 to 8984 and encodes 2548 amino acids. Lineage: Eukaryota; Metazoa; Chordata; Actinopteri; Perciformes; Gasterosteidae. The record is from RefSeq and is a predicted model, not a curated record. Gene Ontology annotation, biological process: calcium ion import across plasma membrane; chemical synaptic transmission. The transcript is spliced from 49 exons.